AUGAAAAACAACAAUCCAUACAAUGCCAGGGAUAAAAAGGUGAAAAAUAAGAAUAAGCUCAGUGACUAUGCCACUUCUGAUGUGUCAUCAAAUGAAAAAUUAUUGCAAAGGUCAAGCAGAUUCGUAUCAACGGCAUCACCAACCACUGGAAGAGACAUAAAGGUGCAUGAGGAUGACACCAUUUUUGUGCCAUCAUGUACGGAGAUGUGCUCAAUUGCAGAAUGCGUUGAGAGAGAGGGAUGUUUAGAUGUUCAUCCGCUGGAGGCGGAUGAUAUGAACGGGUCGAUAUCAUACGAGGCAAUUGCGGCAAAUGUUCACCGCAAAAUUGACCCCGCCAAGGCGGUGAAAAAGUUUCGAAGACCAGCAGCAGGGGCUCCUCCCCCAAAAGCCUCAGAAAUCAGAACGCCAGAAACUAUCAUGAAGACCCUAGCGUUUCUUAUGAGCUCCAGCGUGCUAGGGCGCGCAGAUGUUCCCUUAUCAGUACGAGCUGCCUUUAUUCGAGAUCGAGGACGAGCACUUCGGGCGGAUCUUUCACGGCAAGUGAAAAAAGGGCGUGAGGCCAUCAUUGUUGGAUUGGCAAUGGCGCGAUUUCACGCCCUCAUUGCCCAUGAGCUGUGCGAAGAGGACCGCUCAGACUUUGAUCCAUUUCAAAAUGGAGAGCAGCUUUCAAAGACUUUGACGACUCUUGGCGAAUUGGUAGCCCUAAUGCAACACCCAAUGGAGGUGAUCGAAUUCAAGGCCAUGAAAAUAUUGACCCAAAUUGAGGACACUCCCCUUCGCGCUUCCACGAUGACCACACCGCCUUCUGGAGUGGAGGCUUGGGCCUACUCGCUUCUGGCUGCAUUCCACACCAAAGAUGCGUCUGGAUGGAUACGUCGAGCCAUCGCGGGACCGCCGAAUUGCUCCAAAGUGACGGCUCUGGUUUUGUCUUCUUUUGCACAAGCCCACAUGAAUAGGAUGAGGCUGAUGCUGCUUGAGCAGCUCCACGCCUCUUUCUCUGCGCCUGUUUCUCAAAGCAUCUUGAUCGCCGAUCUUUUGGUGCCGUUUGGAUUUGCAGAUAUUGAUGAGGCAGCUACCUUUUUUUCGCAGUUUGAGUGUUCGUACGUGGUGGAGAUGGGGCCAUUUUUAAAAUUUUCAAAGGAAUUUUCAUUUCCAGAGACAACCGCAUCCAUAAGAAGCAAGCUUUUUGAUGCCAAACUCACCGAAAUUGCACCAAGCCACUCUUAUGAAGACGCUUUGAUUUUGGCAAUUACAGCGGCACCAGACAUCGGACCAUUAGUGAUUUCGCCAUCUAUUUCAGACCCGCAAUUGCAACCAAUCCCCCCCAUCCAGACGCAAAGUGCACCACCAAAGAGCAAUUUUUGCUUUAUGGAAAGCUCAGCCCCAAAGGUAGAUUUGUCUCGAAACAAAGAUUUGAUUGUCGCGAGUGCCCUGGGUACCAUUGACAUUACGUUUUCUGCUAACGUUUCAAAGAAAAUCAUCAACGAAACGAUUUGCACAAUUCUAAGGCCAUUUAUUGCUAGCGCGCUUCGACGGCGCGCAUCAUACAUUUCCGAGUGCAUUUCUAAACACAUAAUGGUGGCUGUUUACAAGGAAAUCCUUAUGGACCAAUUUAUCUGCUCUUUUAGGAAACAUACGCUGAUGAAAAAGGUUCUUUUUAGGUGGAGAAAGUUCAUCGCCACUACACAGCUAUCUUCGAGGUUACUCCCGUUGCUUUCAUCCCAUUCGGGAGAGACAGAAAAUCCAAUAUUAUUGAAGCUACCACUUUUGUCUCAAGGGAGACUGUUGGAGUUUCAUUCGUCACUGUUUGGGGAUUGUAAAUUUAGCCCUCUGCCGCUCAGAAUUGUAUUUCUGGACUGGUCGACUCGGGCCUGUAUUCCACCUUUAAAUAUCUGCUCCACAGAUGCUGAAAUAUCCAUACUGUCGAUUUACAGAUGCAAAAACGUGUGCAGCGAAUGGGUGCCUCCUCAAUUUAACACAAAAUUCAUCACAUUGAUACUCGUUCUGGUGGAAGAAUCGACGGUGAAAUUCAAUGCAAUAUGCAAGCAGUUGAAGGCAUUGCGGUCCACCAGUAUCCGGGAUGAUGUUGAUCUCCUUUUCAUUGCCUUCAUUGUGAAAAGGGAGGAGAGCAAUGCAAGGCGUUUCGCGAUUUCCGAAAAUUCUCAAAUCACCAGAGAGCGAAUAUCGAAGCUUGUCGGGGUUUCCUCAUUUCACGUGAAUCUAUUUCACAUGCAAGAGAUCAAUGAGAAUCUGUUGAUAGACUGGAUUAGGCCCUCUUUGUCGCUGCUACUGAUACCUGGCGGGACGGCGUGGAUAGAGUCCAACUUGAUUUUCCAGGAAAUUUCGAAUUCUGUCCUGAUUGAGGCGGUGAUUGAUUCUGAUUUUACAGCGUUUCUUUGUGAAGCGAAAGCACCGACAAUCGAGCUCUGGAGAUCCUCAAAAUGGUAUCGGCGGUAUGUGAUUGUGGAUGUUGCCAAAAUGCAGGCCUGGGAGCGCGGCAUCUAG
This is a messenger RNA of Mitosporidium daphniae, 2505 nucleotides long. RefSeq lists its product as uncharacterized. Bases 1 to 2505 code for a protein of 834 amino acids. Gene Ontology annotation, cellular component: nucleus; cytoplasm; transcription export complex 2. Lineage: Eukaryota; Fungi; Microsporidia. The record is from RefSeq and is a predicted model, not a curated record. The transcript has a single exon. Gene Ontology annotation, biological process: mRNA export from nucleus.